Messenger RNA from Struthio camelus australis, 2415 nucleotides. Its product is annotated as complex III assembly factor LYRM7. Gene Ontology annotation, biological process: mitochondrial respiratory chain complex III assembly. Gene Ontology annotation, molecular function: protein folding chaperone. NCBI's taxonomy places the organism in Eukaryota, Metazoa, Chordata, Aves, Struthioniformes, Struthionidae. The record is from RefSeq and is a predicted model, not a curated record. Gene Ontology annotation, cellular component: mitochondrial matrix.
CAAAGCCUGCCCCCGGGUGACGGGCUGUUUGUCAGAGGGGAGCUGGCAGGAGGUGCAGGGCCACUUGGAAUAAAGCAUUUCAACGUUUUCUGAGUUAGUCGUGCUUUAGCGUGCCCUGGACAGUUUAAUGUCGUGAUGCGCAAACGGGAUCUGGUUGUCAGUCAUACGGUGGUGCUUGGUGCUCGGCUGUUUGGAGUUGAUGGUAAUGUGCACAGCACCAAAGAAGACAGGCUGUGUUCUGCUUCAGAUUCGGCAGCCUGCGGAUGUAAAUACUAAUUGAACUUGAAAUGUAUUUGUAUUCUUAGGGAUGUGAGGAAAUUUUUCCUUAUAUUUCACCAGAGAGUAGUAAGCAUUUGUAGCAUCAACAGGCAGAGGCUUUAGGACAGGAAGGACGCUACACCUGGUGAUAGAAGGUGCACUUUUGUAUGCAAAGGCCAUCGUGGAAAAAAGAGGCAGAAAGUGAGAGAGCAGUAAGGUAGUGGUUGAAAUCCCUUAACAGAAUGAGUUAUGAUGGGAAGGUGUAGAAAAGCAACGGCAGAAAAACAGGUGCUUAUCUCACCCUUGCUUUUCUGGGGAUUUGAGCCCCCUGUCUCAGAAUAGAAGUGUUGUAAAGCCUGUUGGGGUAUUUUGAGGGUUCUGUGUUUUGCUAGGUGACUACAGUGCUGGAAGGAGUCAGUGCAUUGGUCAACCCUGCCUUGAAGUCAUGUAAUGUUAUGCUUGUAACUUCUGUGAUCUGAUGUUAUGCAAGCAGUGCUAGAGGAAGAUACCUGAAAAGUAUUGAUCAGAGUUUGAAAUAAUCAGAAAAUAUGGCCUCUGGUUUCACCCUGCGUAUGUCUGUGGCUCAAAAUUACUUGUAAUAUUAAUUUUGCUAUUUGCAAAGAUGGUAAAAUAUUACAGGCUGGAAAUAUUUCAAGGUGUGCUGUCCAAAUAAUGCAAUCAAUCUCCUAAAAUCUGCCUACAGAAGAACGAAUUUAUAUGCUAGUUCUUAAUUCUAUUCAUUCUACUUUCCACAGUUUUAGCCACAAAGGGAACACUGCAAUUGGAGACAACCUAGUCCUGGUUAACUGUGAAUUAUUAAGGACAAAAAAGACAAACAGGAGUUAACAUGCUCGCUUUUAUAUAUUUCUGCUCACAUUUGUUUAACUGCUUGUCAGAUCAUGCUUUAAGUCUUGUAAAAGUGACUCAGAUUUUUAACUUAAAGAAGCAUCGCCAAGAAUCUUAAACAAUUGGGAACGCACUAGUUUAUCUUCUUUCCAGAAAGGUCUGGAAAGUAUGUCCUCAACAGCAGCAUAUGUAGUCAUAAAUUACAAUAGAAAUUAUAAAGCACUUUACUGAAGCAAAGCGACAUUUGAAUUUGUUGUUAUUUUAAGUUGUCCCUUAAUGUUGUAAGUAACCCCUUGAUACUUUAUGUUAUAGAAGCCGCAUUGAACUGGAAGAUUACCUGUUCUUACUGUUUUAUGACUUUUUCCUUUUCUUGACUGUCCUGUUGUGUGUGCAUACUUCUGGAUGAGUUGAAAAUUAUGAGGAAAUACCUAAAAUUGUGCCUUCUAAAGGUUUUGAAGCUUUUUAAAUUGUUGCACAGAACCCGACAAGAGGUUUUUAAAAAUGAUACCAGAGCCUUAGAAGCUGCAAGACAAAAGAUAAACGAAGAAUUCAAAAAUAACCGAAAUGAGACAUCUGCAGCGAAAAUAAAUGAGCUUAUGAAAAUAGCUUCAGAUGUGGAAGUGAUUCUCAGAACUUCUGUUAUUCAGGCAGUUCACACAGAUACUGACAAAAUACUGCUUGUACCGAGGAAAGAUCUGCUACAAGACAACACUCCUUACUUUGAUAAACCAACAAAAAAGCAUCAGUCCUGAGGAAAAUAUGCCCUUCUCCCCCAAAGGUUAAUAUCCUGUAAUGAGAUCUCUGAAAACCAGUAGCAGAUACCUGUCUUAAAAACUAAAUUUGGAAAAUAGUAAAUACUGUUAACAGGAAAACAGAGAUGAAAACCAAAACACCUUUUCUGUGCAUUAUGAUACCAUCAUGCAGUUCUGCAGGAUACUUCUCUUGUCUGGAAGAUAUUAAUAUUUCCAUAGAAACUUAAGACACAUACUGUUUUCCUAAAAAUAUACUUCUGAACUGUGUUACUUCCGCCAACAAUGGAUGUUGUCAAUUAUGACAGUUCUCAUACAGAUUGCUCCGUGGCAAUUCAGUGGUUUCACAAAACUAAAUGCAGUUCUUAGUCCUGACAAUAUAUGUUUGCAGGUUUGUCAUCAAUGAUAUGCUGCUUUGAAAUAAUGACAAAACAUCUUGUGGUUUACCAUUAAAUUUAUGCUUUGUAGCAAAAGCAUGAUUUCUGAACUGUACACUAAUAUACUGUGAUGUUUUAAAGAGUUCUUUAAGGUUAAUCUGAAUAAAUUAUUCAGAUUUUGCAGA